ACCCUAGACAGUCGCAGUGGAGCCUUGGGCUGGAACAAAUGUUCCUAGUGGUAAAUACUGAUAGUAUUAAAACAAUGAGGACAGCCAGAGCCCAGUGUGGAGCAGCACACCACAGGAUUUCCAAAGCAGGCAACCACCAAGGGAAGGUAAUGUCUACUCUCUGAAACUCUGAAAGGACUGUGCUGCUAGUGUGACCUUCUCAAGCCAGCUUCAUGAAUGAGUGGGCGGGCUCGGAUAUUACUGUGGUGGGUCAGCUCCAGACGCCAGCAAGCGAUGGGUUCCCCUUGUCGGAAAACUCACAGUUCUUCGACUUGCUGGCAGAUCAGGGCAGUCCCCUGCUGCAAGACCCAGAGCUGCUGCCCUUUCCCAGCUAUCCCAGCAUGCAGUUCCCUCCAGUGCAGCCACCCAUGGCUUCUCCACCUUACUACUCCAGCCAGAACUACUUCCCAGCCUAUUCCGAGGAGUGGUACUCUCCCUCGGGGAUGUACGAACUGAGAAAGGUGCCCUGUGAGAACAGUUACGAUGCAGAAAUGGAGGAUGGCACCAUCCCAGCGUUCAAAAGGUCAAGACAAGGGCCCCAUCCUGGCAGGAUCAAAGGGGAGGAGCUGUGCGUGGUGUGUGGGGACAAGGCCUCUGGAUACCACUACAACGCUCUUACAUGCGAAGGAUGCAAAGGCUUCUUCAGGAGGAGUAUCACCAAGAACGCGGUCUACAAAUGCAAGAAUGGGGGGAGCUGCGAGAUGGACAUGUAUAUGAGGAGGAAAUGUCAGGAAUGCCGUCUCCGGAAGUGCAAGGAGAUGGGAAUGCUGGCCGAGUGUUUAUUGACGGAGAUACAGUGCAAGUCCAAGAGGCUGAGAAAAAACACCAAAUCCUCUCCUGACCAUUUCGGCAGAGAGGAGACAGAGGCAGGCGACAGUGGGGACAACAAGCAAGUCACGUCCACCACAAAGGUUCUGAAGGAGAAGAUAGAAUUCAGUCCAGGACAGCUCAAUCUCUUAAAUUACAUCUUAGAUGCCUACAAUAAAUAUCGGAUUCCUCACGAUGUUGCGAAAGAACUACUCCAUGACCAAUUUAAUGCUGAAGAAAACUUCCUAAUACUGACAGAAAUGGCAACCAGUCAUGUGCAAGUGCUGGUGGAGUUUACAAAAAAGCUACCAGGCUUCCAGGCUCUGGACCACGAGGAUCAGAUUGCCUUGCUGAAGGGUUCAGCGGUAGAAGCCAUGUUCCUGCGAUCAGCGCAGAUUUUCACCAAAAAGCUACCGGAGGGACACACGAUGAUGCUGGAGGAAAGGAUCAGAAAAAGUGGUAUAUCAGAAGAAUACAUAACCCCAAUGUUUAACUUCUAUAAAAGCGUCGGAGAGCUUCGAAUGACGCAGGAGGAAUACGCUCUGCUCACCGCGGUAACGAUCCUCUCACCAGACCGCCCUUACGUGAAGGACGUGCAGUCUGUGGAGAGGUUACAGGAGCCGUUGCUCGAUGUCCUCCGCAUAUUCUGCAAGCUGAACCACCACAAAGACCCCCAGCAUUUUGCCCGCUUGCUGGGGCGCCUCACGGAGCUGCGAACUCUGAACCACUACCAUGCGGAGAUGCUCCUGUCUUGGAGGAUGAAUGACCACAAAUUCACCCCCCUGCUCUGUGAAAUCUGGGACGUCCAGUGAGUGCCGUCGGAAGGCACGUCGUGCAGCUUCUGCGACACUGAACGCCUAUUUGAAAGAAUACUGAAAACCAGCCGUCUGUAUGCAACUCUUGCUGUGUUUUACUGUGCGGAGUGAAAUAGUUGCUUCCGCGGCGGACAUAUCACAAGCAGUUACGUUUUCUUGUUUUGAUGCAAGUGUGGUCUCUUCCGUUCACUAAUUGCUGCAUAGAGUUUAUAUUUUUAUAUUUUUAUCGGGUUUUAGAGUGGCACUCCCAAUAUUUUUAGGAAUGAGCAAAUGGCCAUUUUAACAGCACAUAGCAAAAGGGAAAAUGAAAUGCAUUAUCACAUAUUCGCCUAAUUUAUGAAUGGAGAAAUGUUUCUUAUCGUCUCUCUCUAAUACAAGCCACUGUAAUAGCUGUGGGACUGUGGGGCUGUGGGACUAAAAUACUGUACUUGGAUUUUGUAUUUACAUUGUAUCCUUUGUUCUGAAUUUUACUGCCAAAAGCUAUAAAGCACUUGAUUCUUUGUCA
Messenger RNA from Lepisosteus oculatus (spotted gar), 2166 nucleotides. Lineage: Eukaryota; Metazoa; Chordata; Actinopteri; Semionotiformes; Lepisosteidae. The record is from RefSeq and is a predicted model, not a curated record.